Molecule: messenger RNA, 1263 nt
Organism: Branchiostoma floridae (Florida lancelet)
Lineage: Eukaryota; Metazoa; Chordata; Leptocardii; Amphioxiformes; Branchiostomatidae
Exons: 12
Coding region: 436-1230 (264 amino acids)
Source: RefSeq, a predicted model, not a curated record
AGUAUUAUCUUAUCAGCACCAUAUUCUAGGCAACACCAGCAUGUAUAAAAGUAAGCACAGUGGUACUAGAUUAGUGCUAUUCAAAAUAUUCAGUGGCCAAAUUCUCUGCACUUGAGGCUGGCAUUAGUCCAGUGUAGAUAAUAUGAUAUAGUUGUAAAUAAAGGAACGAUAUGCCAAGCUCUUAAAGUAGAGUAGAGUAAGCUAGUACAUACUAAGGUAACCUAGUAGAAACAAACUAGUGUAUGUGUUUGCAGCUUGUGACAACUUCUCCUGCUGUGAUCAGUCUACAAAAACACUUAUUACCUUCAAGCAGAAAAUGAUUCAUUUCCUAUUGAGGUCAACUCUACAGGGAGCAGAGCAAAUUGUUGAAAAAAAGAAAGGCACCCCUUUGCCUCUGUACUACUCAACAAAUCCAAAACACACCCUAAUUUUGGCAUGACCCAUGACUGGACUCUGACACUGAAUGACACUCCAAUGUCAAACAGAAGCACGCGGUCACGAUCACGGGACGUCUCGGGUCUCCCUAGUCUUCAGACGGCCUGGGAAACCUCUAAGGGUAUGUCGCGUCGUGGGAAAACAUUGGCAGCUGAGCCUGCUACAAGGGAGGAUGGAAGAGACGUGCCUGAUAUUUCGGAUGAAGACAGGUCAGCCGCACCGGAGAAGGGCAGUGAGAAGACACCAGCUGAUCCGAGAGAUGAAGAAUAUGAAAAAGAGCAGGGGGGCGCUGUAGGUCCGUCAGCAGGUUAUUUUCAGGGCAAGAGAUAUAGCUCAAUCGUAACGGCAAGCACGGUAGCAGAAUUCGCCGAAUCUUAUAGAAGAGGUUCGUCACUAGCCUCAUCGACAAGCUACAGGAGCAGCAUAUCACAAGGAUCUACAGUGUCUGGCUUCAGCACAUCCAGGGGCAGCAUAUCGUCCUAUGAGAGUGAGGGCAGGGCCCAGAGGCUUUCUAGCAUUCUGAAGAAGCCCAACAGAUCCCUGGCGAAGGAGCAGGCACUCAACGAGUUUUCGAAGACUGAUGAGCACCUGGCCUAUAUCCGGGACGAGGCGCUGAAGAACCAAGUGGAGUUGCCGAUCGGACUUCUUAUAACCAUGAAGAAAGAGGUUUUGAUGGUCGUACAGGAGACCGCAAAAGAGUACCAGAAGACCGUAGGACCGCACCACAGGCUGACGAUGGAUGCUCUGAAACGAGUGGAUGAACUUGCAGAGGAAAUUAAAAGAAUGGGAUUUUAGUCUUAUAUGUCACAAAAAAAGUUUUUGUCUUAC